CCUCAGACAAUAAAAACAAGGCGAAGCCCGCACAGUCGGCAGCUUCUCGGCUCCAUUCAAAGGCGUCUGAAGGGGGGAAUCAGAGCUAUGGACACACGGCCGCCGGUCUGGGACUAAAGAUGUAGUUGCAAGGAUGCCAGCCAACUGCAUCUCUCGUUUGUUCCUCUUCGCGUCGGUGUGCGCGGUUUGGGAGGCGCUGGCCAAAUCUGUUCCAGAUCAGGGAGCGUUGGAGGUGCAAAUAAAAGUCCAGGUGUUCGACAACAGCGACCUGUCACCAUUGGCGGAAGCUCAGGUGGAAGUGCACGGUAAUCAGACCCUCCUGGCGUCCAGCCGUGCCGGCAGAGAUGGCGUGGUGAGAGUCAGCUUCCUGUACCGUGCAGGAACGUGGGUCAUCAUUACAGCCUCCAAACAUGACUACGUCACCAACUCUGUGCCCUGGCACUCCAACCGCAUACCCCUGUAUGCAUCGGUCAGCCUGUACCUCCUCGUUCAGAGGCCGGGAACUCUUAUUCUGUACGAUGACGUCCUGCAGGUGCUGUCUGGGUCUCCAGGGGCUCGUAACCAGCCGCUCGUGCAGCUCCAGAGGAAGUCCACUCAGCUGCCAUCCAGCUCCAACUACACGGCGCUCUCUGCUGUGCUGACCACAGCCAGGAGCCAGUAUGAAAUAGGUGGUUUCCCCUUCCUGCUGGGCCAAGAGACCAACAGCUCAGGUGCAGAAAUUGGGUGGACGGACUUGACGGCGCUGGCGGUGGUCAGCGUUCAGCUCUUUGAUAAAGAUGGCAACGUGAUCCAGGUCUCAGAUCCGAUCCACAUCUCUGUGCCGCUGCCGUCAGACACCAGGAACAGGAUGGCCACGAGUGUGCCUGCUUGGCUGUAUCAGCCAAGGAUGGGACUGUGGACUCGGAACGGUACGGGCUACAUCAAAAAGGACGGGACACAGUUUGUCUGGAACGUCGUGGUUCCUCAGAUGGGAUACUGGCUGGCUGCCUUUCCGACAUCUUCAGGUUUGGGUUUGUCUCAUCCGGGCUUGAGGGAUAUCACCACCUACCACACCCUGUUCCUGCUCUCCAUCCUGGGAUCGCUGGCCCUGCUGGUGCUCAUCCUGCUCUGCGUGCUGCUCUACUACUGCAGGCGGAAGUGUUUGAAACCCCGUCGACAGCAAAGCAAACCCCACACGUCCAAUUUAAAUGGUGCUAAGAGAGACCAGGGCACAUCAACGUCACGCCUGAAUCUGAUCUGUGGAGGCCAUGUUGAAUCAGGCCCCUCCAAUGACAAAUCUGACUUGUCACCAUCUCGAGACUACCAGAGUUCAAGGGAGGAUUUGACUAAGCAUGUUCCAGCCCACAUGCUGCGCCACGCAAAGGGUAAAAACACUUCAGGUUCCCAACGGGGUGAAAGCUUCCCCAUGAAGGUCACACGUGCCACAGAGACCAACAACUUGGACAGCCCUUUGCUGCAUGACGACUACAACCGGAACUACAGUCCCAAAGACAACAAGGAGUCCGACUAUCACAGACACCACAAUGCCAACGACAAUCGCGGGUACUCCUCCGAUCCCCCAUCCCCACCUCGCUUCCAAGGCUACGUCCCAAGCCAGUCAGACAAGCCUCCAGAUUAUUCAGCGGCAGCAGCAGAUAGCCUUGCCCGACCCACGUCCCUCAACACCCAACCAGGGCAGAUCAUCUUCUGCAGCUCCAUUGACCAGAUGAAGGAGAACAUGUACCGGAGCAUGGUGCCGACCCUGGUUAUCCCAGCCCACUACAUGCGCCUGCCGUCUGAGUUUUCUGGCAAAGAUGGCAAGGACCAGAAGGAUCAAGACAAAGAUGGUGCACAGAUGGGAGGAAGCCAGCAGCACCAUCACCACCACUCCCAGAAACAAGGCCAGCAGCAACUGCAGCAGGGUGGAUCCCAAGGUGAUGACUCUGAGGAGCCAAGCUGGGCAUCUGACUCAUCCGGGGGGCCUGUGACCAUCCCAGUACUCUUCAAUGAUUCAACCAUGGCUCAGAUGAAUGGCGAACUUCAGGCUCUGACUGAGAAGAAGCUGCUGGAACUUGGAGUUAAACAGCAUCCGCGGGCAUGGUUCAUCUCUCUUGAUGGUCGCGCUAACGCUCAUGUGCGCCACUCCUACAUAGAUGUUGGGAAUGACCUCAGUGGUGGUGGUGGAUUUGGAGGCGGCUCCAGUAGCACUCCACGGGAUGUCAACCUUGAACCACCUCUGGAGGCCCAAGAGCGAAAAUCAGCUGCAAACAGAAAGGGAAAAGAUGAGCGCUGGGGGACGGGAGGACGAAAGGGUCAUGGUGUUAGCAGCAGUGGCGGGAAGAGUUACUCCAAGUUGGCCUACCCUGACCACAGCGAGCCCAGCAGCAGCGAGGGACGCCCCGUCUCCCCUGAGGAGAACUCCCUCACCCCUCUCCUGGACGAAGGCCCGUCCUCCCGAGGAUCCACCAUCCCAAGAAGAGGCCGCAGUCGCGUGAAUAGCAGCCGCAGCAGCAACAGCGAGAACCGCCGUGACUCCAUGACCAGUCCAGAGGAUGAUCCUGAGGACAAAGAUGAGAACAAGAAGAGCCCCUGGCAGAAGAUCGAAGACAGGCCUCUGAUGGUCUUCCACCCCAGGAAGUGAGCUUAUUGAACGAACACUGGACCUUUAACAGUCUUCUGAGAGGGGAGUCUUUCACAUCAGCGAGAGGGAGGUCACAAUAAGCACAGCCACUGCUUCACCUGUCCAUUUCCAGCUUGUUGUUUGACCUUUGUGUUUGCCAGUUACUCUCGUAGCCUCACUGUCAGUUAAUCCCUCUGGUUUCCACUGAGUUGUAGACUGAAAUCUGUCCAGUUCAUUGUGAAUCCCGUCUCCUAUCACCCAUCACUGAACCAUGGUCUGAGCCAUUGCACAUACUGACUGUGGAAAUAGCCAUUUUAUAGAGCAAAAUAUAAGAAUAGAGCACUUGCUAAUAAUUUGAUAACUUAUUGAUUGAUACAGAGUAUUUGGAAGAGGAUGGCGUUUUUUUUAUGGGACUGAAGUGUAUUUAGGUGAAUUAGGUUUUUUCCCUGGACUGAUUCUACACAAAAGCUCACAGUGAUGGUAGAAGAUGUGAGCUCAUUUUUUCUUGUCUACUCCAAAACAGUUUCCCAAAGCCUGAACGAGAAGUUGUGCAAGUUUGUCCUCGAGCCCCUGUGAAUGGAUAACAAAUAUGUUACAAAAUCCAACGUGCGACUUGCAUUUUGCUCCUUCAGGGAUGUUCUUGAUUUCCUCUUCCUCCUGUACUGUGUUCAUGUGUUGUAAUUACCUACUCAGAUAGUAAUGAUUUGAACUGUUGAGCAUCAUCUUCAUCCUCUCUGUUGUUGAGUUAUUACAGUGAUCUUCUGCCAAAAGUACGCAUUUCUGCCUUUCUCCUCUUUUUGGCCAGCAGAAACUUCUUUGCAUUUGGGUCAUUCCAGUAAAAAUCAGUCAGUGCCUCCCACCUGACUCCAUUUGAAAGAGCUGAUUUUUUUUUUUCUGUACCAACUUUAGCAUCUUUAGUGAAGAAAUGUAAGGUUUUACCUUCAUACUUCAGAGCCCUCAAAAUACAUAGGAGUGGGCUGAAAUUUGGUGCUUUUUAAUUGACGUUAAAGACAGACAGACAUGAGAUUUUCAUGCUGAAAAACACAUUUAAGUCACAUCAGUUUCCACACCCACUCCAAGUGUCACAACCUAAAGUCCAAAUGUUACUGACCCAGAGGGUCACGGGACCUGUGGAUGCUCUGAGUAUGAACCAACGGAUGAGGACACUGCGCUGAACACAAGCUACGGCCAAAGAACAUCUGGAGAGCCUCUGUGAUCUAGAACCUUAGAGUAUUUUGAAAAACUUCUUUAGAACCUAAAAUUGUUUCAUAAAUGUGUCCAAAGUGUGAAUUCCAGUGUUGAUUCUCCAUUUCACAGCCAUAUGACUAUAUUAGAAAAUUGUUCUGUCCCAGAAGGAAUCACAGCUGGAAGUUAAGCCUCGUAUAAUAAUGUGAAUUAAAAGGGAGAUCUUUCAUAUACUAUAACUUAUUUUGACCAGCUAACUAUCCCACAUGAUGAUAUGACCCUUAAAAUGCACUUAUUGGAAUUUUCUCUGGUGAAUUUUUAGAGUUGGUUACAUAAAAAACAAGAUUUUGGCUUCAGACACUUAGACACUUGGAGAGGGUCAAAUUUAUUUGGUCACAGUUUUUACAUUUUAAAUAUGUUUUCCACAUUUAAUCUGAAAAGCGCAUGCGGAUAUCUCCUGUACUCAUGAAGUGAUGAGCGCUCAAUAAGGCUAAAAAAAAUUUGGACCCACUGUUAUGUACUCUGAGGGCCUUUGACUUGGAAACUAUUCAUAGUAUGAAGGUAAAAUAUAGACUUCAAUAAAGUUAUGACGUAAGAAUAACAUCUGUGGAAGCUUCUGAGGGGGUCAGGUGGGAACUUUUUUCAGAUUUGGCCAAUUCUCUGCGGAAUGACCCGUUUAUGUUGUGUAAAUAGAUGCCCAGAUAUUUGAAAGACCAUUUGGGAUAAAACGGUUGCAUGCAUAUGAAUGUAUGAAACAAACAGAAGGCACCAAAAGCCCCCCUUUCCCACACAAGUUCCUCCAGUGUAGACGACCCCUGAAUGCCAAGAAACAAGCAUAGGUCCAAACAGAGGCGCCGCUUUUACUUGAAGAUUUAUUACUUCUAGAAUAUCCUACUGAGGUCAGCAGGGGUUGUUUGUAGACGGAGCCUGAACCACUUCUCUCCUGUAAGUGCCUUCUUUCACAUAGGAUCGAGUGAUAGGCAUGCCGGUCCCUUUUUAAAAUGCAGUCAGCGGUCACCUAAACUCACUGUCGAGAUAAGCACACUGCAUUGCGGUAGCAGCAACACGCUGCGUCACUCUGGGGAGCAUGCCCGCCAAAACGGACAACUUUUCUUGUGGCUAUUAUAUCCUUAGAUAUCUUCAUUUCUUGUAUCUAUCCUCUUUUUUCACCAAACCUGUAAAUGGUAUGAUGAUCUAUAUGAGAUUUUAUGUGUAUACGAUGUGCAUGUUACAUGUAGAAUAGGCUGUUUUUAAUGAAACUUUUUUUUUUUUAUUGAUAACAACGGUGUUUGGCACAAAAUGAUACAUUGGACUGUGUUGCCAAAUGAACUUCAUGAAGACACAUUGACUUUUUCCCUUAAUCCACUUCUAACAAAAUUCACUUCCGGUCGUAAAUGUUUACAACGAUAACAUACUGACCAACACGCUCCUGCUGUUACGAGCAUCACCACUGCCUAUUCAACAACUGUGAACUCAGACAGGCUGAUGGCUUUUUUUGUUGGUGGUUUGGCAGACUAUGAGCUUAUGAAGGGAAACGGCUGUAUAAAAGUCACGCUGACAUGUUGCUCCUUUGCACCAUUCGCUUGCUCUUCAUAAGCCUGUGUCAGUAGCCUACAGUACAAGCUGGAAACGUGAUGUAACUCAAAAGUCUGAAGAAUAGCACAACCAUGAAUCGAUUCCUGCUGAAAUGUCGCGUCCACUGCUGUAAAUGUACUUUUUUAAGUUUUUUGGAUCAGAUAUGGACGUAUUGAGUUGUGCAGUUGUGGCUUUUCUUGCUUGUUUAUGUUUUACAUGGAGUGGUUUCCUCAGAUUUGGUGAAGGAUUUGGUGCUGAAUCCCUGAGAGGAAACUUCAAAGCUGGAAACCUGCUGUGGUGGAUUUUUUUGAUAGUACUUGAGAGGGUCAGGAGGAGCGAGCUGUAGGCCUUCGUCUGUGCAGUAAAUCAUCGGCUUCAUUCACCUGGUCAGUUGUUUGUAAACUGUAAAUUGAUUCAACUUUCUGUACAUGAGAUAAAAUAGAAAUAAAUUUGUUCCCACGGUC
This is a messenger RNA of Archocentrus centrarchus (flier cichlid), 5823 nucleotides long. RefSeq names its product family with sequence similarity 171 member A2b (gene fam171a2b). The coding region runs from base 134 to 2620 and encodes 828 amino acids. The record is from RefSeq and is a predicted model, not a curated record. The transcript has 8 exons. Lineage: Eukaryota; Metazoa; Chordata; Actinopteri; Cichliformes; Cichlidae.